Drechmeria coniospora is the source of this 1101-nucleotide messenger RNA. Its product is annotated as Ubiquitin fusion degradation protein 1. The transcript has 2 exons. NCBI's taxonomy places the organism in Eukaryota, Fungi, Ascomycota, Sordariomycetes, Hypocreales, Ophiocordycipitaceae. The coding region runs from base 1 to 1101 and encodes 366 amino acids. The record is from RefSeq and is a predicted model, not a curated record. Gene Ontology annotation, molecular function: polyubiquitin modification-dependent protein binding. Gene Ontology annotation, cellular component: VCP-NPL4-UFD1 AAA ATPase complex.
AUGGCCCGCCAUGGCAGGCGACCCAUGAUCCAGCGUUUCGACGAGUACUACCGAUGCUACCCCGUCAUCAUGGCGCCUGGCUCCGAACGGCCGGAACUCAACUACGGAUCCAAGGUGAUCCUGCCCCCGUCUGCCCUGGACAAGGUCUCCAAGCUACACGUCCAGUGGCCGCUCUUGAUGGAGCUCAUCAACGGCGAGAAGGGCAAGCAUUCCCACGCCGGCGUGCUCGAGUUCAUCGCCGAAGAGGGACGGGCGUACAUUCCGCAGUGGCAGCUGACAGAUCCCAAGAUGAUGGAGACGCUGGCCAUGGACGUCGGUGACAUGAUCCAGAUCCGGACGACGUCGCUCGAACUUGCCAAGAUGGUCAAGCUGCAACCGCAGUCGGUCGCCUUCCUCGACAUCAGCGACCCCAAGGCCGUUCUCGAGAGAGCCUUCAGGAACUUCGCCACCCUCACCAAGGGCGACGUGUUCAACUUUGAGUACAACGAUGAGAUCUACCACGUCGCCGUUUUGGACGUCAAGCCGGAGACGGACAAGAUGGGCGUUUGCAUGAUCGAGACGGACGUGUCUGUCGAGUUUGCCCCUCCUGUUGGCUACGUUGAGCCCGAGAGGAAGAGCGGUACCAGCACUCCGCGCAGCGCCCGAGCUGGCGUCCCCGCCGGGGGCAUCUUGCACCACCAGGGCACUAUGGCUCAAGCCAUCAACUACAGCGCCAUCGCUCCGUCGGCGACGAGCAACACCACCAACUUCCGUGGCGACGGCCAGCGACUUACCAAGAGGGGGAGCAAGAACCCGACACCGAAGCCCGCGACGCCCGUGCUGGAGGAUUCGUCGGCACUCCCGAAACGGCACGUUGGAACGGCUGCUCCGCUGCGCUUGUCGCCGAACAAACUCUUUUUCGGCUACGAGCUGAAGCCGGUCAAGACGGAUGAGGAUAGGAAGCUGGAAAAGGAAGCGGCGCAGAGGCCUCAUUUUGCUGGUCAAGGACAGAGCCUUCGUGGGACUGUCAAGAGAAAGGGCGAGACGGACGAGAAGUCCAAGGCGCCGGACAAGAAAGGCUCGAGUGAAGGGCAUCGGCUCGACAGCCGUAGUCCGAAAUGA